This is a messenger RNA of Eremothecium gossypii ATCC 10895, 642 nucleotides long. Its product is annotated as HD domain-containing protein. Gene Ontology annotation, molecular function: 5'-deoxynucleotidase activity. The transcript has a single exon. The coding region runs from base 1 to 642 and encodes 213 amino acids. Lineage: Eukaryota; Fungi; Ascomycota; Saccharomycetes; Saccharomycetales; Saccharomycetaceae. The record is from RefSeq and is marked provisional. Gene Ontology annotation, cellular component: cytoplasm.
AUGCCCGCUACCUGGACCCCCGAGGAACACAUUCCCGCGGAAAUCAAGGCGCUCCUGGCGGAGCCGUCGCCUAAUUAUGUGCUGACGUUCCUGCACAUUGUGGAGCUGCUCAAGACGCAGCGCCGCACGGGCUGGGUCGACCACGGCAUCUUGCCCUGCGAGUCCAUCAGCGACCACAUGUACCGGAUGGGCAUCACCAGCAUGCUGAUCAAGGACCCUGCCGUGGACCGCAACCGUUGCGUGCGUAUCGCGCUGGUGCACGAUCUCGCCGAAUCACUCGUGGGGGACAUCACGCCGGUUGCCGAAGUUACGAAGGAGGAGAAGCACCGCAGAGAGUGGGAAACCAUACAGUACCUCUGUCAGCAGCUCAUUGCCCCGUACAACCCGGUGGCCGCCGACGAGAUUAUGCGCGACUGGCUGGCGUACGAGAACACCGAUUGUCUGGAAGCACGCUACACAAAAGACAUUGACAAAUUUGAAAUGCUGGUCCAGUGCUUCGAGUACGAGCGUCGCCACGGCGGGACCAAGAACCUGCAGCAAUUCUGGUCCGCGGUGGACAGCAUCAAGACGGAUGAGGUCCGCUCGUGGGUCCAAGACCUACAGGCUCGGCGCAACCGCUUUUUCGAGUCCCUCGCGCACUAA